CAGUGACUAAUCCACGGUCGCUGCGUGCUCAUUCUGUGGCAUGUGUGCGUGUGCGUGUGCGUGUGCGUGUGCGUGUGUGUCUCUGCGUGAGUGUGUACCGGGAAAGGAGAAAAUACGGAUGCAACACGUGGACGAUGUACAAGGCACACGAGCGAGUGUGUGUGUGUGUUUGUGCACUUACCCAAACCGUGAUACGCUGCUACUCGAGCUUCUCAGCAAAAGGCCGGAGCAGUGGAAAAAAGAAAAGGUGUGUGCCGGAUGCAGAAGCAACAAGGCAGGGAGUGCGACUGGCUCGCGUCUUGUCUCGGCGACUUGGGGCCAGGGUCAGCUCUUCCCCAAGGGAAUAGAGUUUGAGGGAUCUGUCGAUCAGCACAGGGGGGAUCUACCCGAGCCGAAGAACCUCUCUUUCAAUCUUUUUCGAGGUUGCUUCUUUCUCGUCGUCGCCACCUCGGCCCCGGCGUGCACUUUGACCAGUCUAUCUACCUGUGAGGAGAGACUUUUGAAGUCUGCUCAGGUUAGUAGAGCGAGUCGUCCAGGCAAGAGGAGUAUUUACCUACUUCUGCCAGCUUCACAGGCUCGAGGCGUGCUGGGAAUCGCCUGGCAGUCAGCCCUACUCUCGGGUUUUGCCAUUGUUCACACCGACUUCGGCAGGCAACGACGGUGUGAUGGUAUGGUCACCGCUGCUUGUGCACACCUCUUCUUCCCGCCUCCAAGAUAAAGAAUUUCCUCUGCAAAACCCGGCCUUAUCAGUUCGGUAACUGCCACGGUACCGACGGAGGGGGCGCCUUGCACGCCUGUCUGUUUUGUGUUCUCUUUGCGUUGUUUCUGUGAGCGCAAGGGGUCACAUUGUCGAUCCGUACGGGGGAAACGAACUGCUGGCACCCACCCUAGGGGGUCGGGGAAGUUGGUAACCUUUCCCUGCAUUCAAUAAUAAAAAUCCCUCGAG
Messenger RNA from Lasiosphaeria miniovina, 946 nucleotides. RefSeq lists its product as uncharacterized. Bases 41 to 718 code for a protein of 225 amino acids. The transcript is spliced from 3 exons. The record is from RefSeq and is a predicted model, not a curated record. Lineage: Eukaryota; Fungi; Ascomycota; Sordariomycetes; Sordariales; Lasiosphaeriaceae.